This is a messenger RNA of Pyrgilauda ruficollis (rufous-necked snowfinch), 5697 nucleotides long. RefSeq names its product nucleoporin 98 and 96 precursor (gene NUP98). Lineage: Eukaryota; Metazoa; Chordata; Aves; Passeriformes; Passeridae. Bases 162 to 5477 code for a protein of 1771 amino acids. Gene Ontology annotation, molecular function: structural constituent of nuclear pore. Gene Ontology annotation, cellular component: nuclear pore; nuclear pore cytoplasmic filaments. The record is from RefSeq and is a predicted model, not a curated record. The transcript has 34 exons. Gene Ontology annotation, biological process: RNA export from nucleus; protein import into nucleus; post-transcriptional tethering of RNA polymerase II gene DNA at nuclear periphery.
GCCGAGGCGGCGCGCGGGGGAGGCCGGGAGUGCGCGCGCGGGCUGUGACGCAGCUGCGGCCCCGUGAGGCGGCGGCACCGCGGGCCCGACCCGGCCCGGCCGCUCCGAGCGGCGCUUCCCGGCACCCACGGUCUAGGAAGAAAACCUGAUACAUCCUAAAAAUGUUUAACAAAUCGUUUGGAACUCCGUUUGGAGGCAGCACCGGCUUUGGGACAACUUCAACUUUUGGGCAAAAUGCUGGCUUUGGUACCACCAGCGGAGGAGCCUUCGGGACCUCGGCCUUCGGCUCCAGCAGCAACACCGGCAGCCUGUUCGGGAGCACGCAGAGCAAGCCAGGAGGCUUGUUUGGGUCCACCACCUUCAACCAACCAGCCACCUCCUCCACCAGCACUGGCUUUGGCUUUGGGACAUCCACUGGGACAUCAAACAGCCUCUUUGGAACCACCAGCACUGGUGGAAGCCUGUUCUCAUCCCAGAAUAAUGCCUUUGCACAGAACAAACCAGCUGGUUUUGGAAACUUUGGUACGAGCACCAGCAGUGGAGGGCUCUUUGGGACCACCAACACCACUUCCAACCCCUUUGGGAGCACAUCUGGCUCUCUGUUUGGCCCAACCAGCUUUACUGCUGCUCCAACUGGCACAACUAUUAAAUUUAAUCCUCCAACCGGCACCGACACCAUGGUGAAAUCUGGCGUCAGCACCAACAUCAACACCAAGCACCAGUGCAUCACUGCCAUGAAGGAGUACGAGAGCAAGUCCCUCGAGGAACUCCGUUUGGAAGACUACCAGGCGAAUAGGAAAGGGCCCACGAAUCCUGUAGGAGCAGGAGCAACUGCUGGCUUGUUUGGCUCUUCCACUGCCACGUCCAGCACGGCCACAGGACUUUUUGGCUCUUCCACUACCAAUACAGGCUUCUCCUACGGACAGAAUAAAACUGCUUUUGGAACCAGUACGACUGGCUUUGGCACGGGCACCACCGGGGGGCUCUUUGGGCAGCAGUCCCAGACCACGAGUCUGUUCAACAAACCCUUUGGCCAGGCCACCACCACGCAGAACACCGGCUUCUCCUUCGGGGGCACCAGCACCCUGGGCCAGCCCAACACCAACACCAUGGGUCUCUUUGGGGUCACCCAGCCCUCACAGCCUGGAGGCCUUUUUGGGACAGCUGCCAAUACAAAUGCUGGGACUGGAUUUGGAACGGGAACUGGCCUUUUUGGACAAGCCAACACGGGAUUUGGUGUUGGUGGUUCGACCCUGUUUGGGAACAAGCCUGCUGGAUUUGGAGCCACCACGACCAGCGCUCCUUCGUUCGGUACCACCACGGGCGGGGGCCUCUUCGGUUUUGGUGCCAACACCGCUGGAAAUAGCUUGUUUGGAAAUAAGCCUGCGACUGGGACUCUGGGCACUGGGCUUGGAACAGGGUUUGGAACAGCUCUGGGGGCAGGACAGACGUCCUUGUUUGGAAACACCCAGCCCAAGCUGGGGGGAACGCUGGGAACGGGCGCGUUCGGAGCGCCAGGAUUCAACACAUCCACGGCUACCCUGGGCUUCGGGGCCCCUCAGCCUGCUGUAGCUCUGACAGACCCCAAUGCCUCUGCAGCCCAGCAAGCUGUCCUCCAGCAGCACCUCAACAGCCUGACCUACUCACCCUUUGGGGACUCCCCACUCUUCAGAAACCCCAUGUCAGACCCGAAGAAGAAGGAAGAGAGGCUGAAGCCAACCAACCCAGCAGCCCAGAAGGCCCUGACGACCCCCACCCACUACAAGCUGACCCCCCGCCCCGCCACCAGAGUGCGGCCCAAGGCCCUGCAGUCCGCGGGCUCGGCCAAGUCCCAGCUCUUCGAUGGGCUGGAUGAUGACGAGCCCUCCCUGUCCAAUGGAGCCUUCAUGCCAAAGAAGAGCAUCAAGAAGCUGGUUCUGAAGAACCUCGGCAGCAGCAACCUGUUCUCUCCUGUGAGCCGAGAGAAUGAGGACCUGGCGUCGCCGUCGGAGUACCCGGAGAAUGGGGACAGGUUCUUCCUGUCGGUGCCUCCCGAGGAGAACCACCGGCAGGACGGGGAGCGGGAGGAGGAGGAGGAGGCCCACGAGGUGACCAGGUUCUACACCAACCCUAUUGCCAAGCCCAUCCCCCAGAGCCUGGAGGGCAGCGGGCACAAGUCCCACUCGAGCGUGGACGACACCAUCGUGGCGCUGAACAUGCGCGCGGCGCUGCGCAACGGGCUGGAGGGCAGCAGCGAGGACGCCUCCUUCCAGGAGGAUUCCCUGCAGGAGGAGUGGGACAAGGAGAUCGAGCCUGGGCUCCAGCAGCAUCCUGCAGGGAUUGUCCUGACACGAGCUGGCUACUACACCAUCCCGACCCUGGAGGAGCUGGCCCGGCUGACCAACGACAGGAAAGAAUGUAUCGUGACAGACUUCACCAUCGGCCGCACGGGUUAUGGAUCAAUUUACUUCGAAGGAGAAGUAAAUCUAACAAACUUAAACCUGGAUGAGAUUGUACAUAUCCGGAGAAAAGAAGUUAUUGUUUACCCUGACGACGAAAAAAAACCUCCCAUUGGGGAAGGGUUAAAUAGGCGAGCCGAGGUGACCCUGGACGGGGUGUGGCCCACGGACAAGACGUCGCGCUGCCUGAUCAAGAGCCCCGAGCGGCUGGCCGAGAUGGACUACGAGGGCCGGCUGGAGGCCGUGUCCCGCAAGCAGGGCGCGCGCUUCAAGGAGUACCGCCCCGAGACCGGCUCCUGGGUCUUCAAGGUAGCACACUUUUCCAAGUAUGGCUUGCAAGAUUCCGACGAGGAUGAGGAAGAUCGUCCUUUAAAAGUGGACACCAAGAAGUUAAAGACCACACCUGUGCCACCCCCAGGGCACCUGCCACCCCAGCAGAUGGCCCUGAACGGCAAACCAGCGCCCCCGGCUCAGCCCCCGGAGCUGGAGCAGCUGGGCAGGGUGGUGGAGCUGGACAGUGACAUGGCAGACGUCACCCAGGAGCCAGCCCAGGAGCCCUUGGCAGAGGACGCCCUGGCCGAGGAGCAGGAGGCAGUGCCAGCGUCCACGCACAUCGCAUCCACCCAGGGCAUCAACCCCUACGUCCUGCAGAUCAUGAAAGCUUCCUUGCUUGCUGAUGACGACGACCUGGAUUUGAUCCUGGAUUACCCUGGGAAGCAGCCUGUCAGGAUGGACACUUCCCAAGAGAUCUGCUCCCCAAGGCUUCCCAUUUCAAAAUCACAAGGACAGAAAAGACACACAGCUGCUGGGCUGCUGCAAUCCAAGUUUGCCAGUGUCCUUUUCCAAGCACCGAGUGCUGCUGUGGCAGAUGCCAAGGGCCCCAGGACUUUGGGCAGUCCCCCCUGUGCCGCGCUGUGGUCGGCGGCGUCGCCGCUGGCCUCGGCGUUCGCGGUGCCCGCGGCCGUGCCCGAGGUGCAGGUGAAGACAGUGGGGGCCCGCCGGCAGCGCGGGCUCGUCCCUCUGGAGAGGUCCAUCACCUACGGAAAAGGGAAGCUCCUGAUGGACAUGGGGCUCUUCAUGGGCCGCUCCUUCCGCGUUGGCUGGGGACCCAACUGGACGCUGGUGAACUGUGGAGAUCAGUUGAGCGGCUCGAGUGAAGUGGAAGAUGCUCAGGUGGAGCCCGUGGAAUACGGAUUCCUGCCGACCCCCGUGGCUCCCAAAUCACUCACAGAAUCCCCUUUCAAAGUUCACGUGGAAAAGUUGAGCUUGGAACAGUGGAAGAUGGACAGAGACAAGGAGCUGUAUCUCACCCCUCUGGAGAUAAAGCUGAAGCACAGCACUGUCCAUAUGGAUGAGCCCUGUCCCCUCCUGGCCCCCAACCCCGGAGUCUCUGCCAUCCAUGACUAUGCUGACUGGGCCAGGAAAGCAUCUGAGGAUCCCACUGUGGCAGAGAGUGAGUAUAGAAUGAUCCUUCUCACAGAACGGUUUAGGCUGGCACAGCCCUGCCAGCCCAAGCAGUGCCAGCUGAGGAGGAGGACAUUGGAAGGUGUCCCUGCCACGGGCAGGGGCUGGAAUAGGAUGAGUUUUAGGAUCCCUCCCAGCCCCAGGCCUCGUGGGGCCGUAAGGUGUGCAGCUGAGGGUGUCCCUGCAGGUGACCACCGGCUGGCGCUGCUGCUGGCGCAGCUGGCCGGGAGCCAGCCCGUGCGGGACCUGCUGACGCUGCAGCUGGUGGACUGGCACCGCCUGCACAGCGACCGCUUCAUCCAGGAGGAGCGCCUGCGCCUCUUCGCCCUGCUGGCGGGCAAGCCGGUGUGGCAGCUCUCCGAGAGGAUCACUGUCAACGUGUGCUCGCUGCUGGACUGGAAGCGCUGCGUGGCCGUGCACCUCUGGUACCUGCUGCCCCCCACGGCCUCCAUCUCCAAGGCUCUGGCCAUGUACGAGUUGGCCUUUCAGAACACCUCAGAGUGUGAAAAAUACGCCUGCUGUCCUCUGCCUCCUUACCUGGAAGAUUCUGGGUAUGUCAUUGAGGAAGAUGACAACGGAGGAAGGCCCCUGAGAGAUGUCUGCUUCCAUUUGUUAAAGCUCUACAGUGACAGGUCCUACGAGCUUGACCAGCUGCUGGAUCCCAGGAGUGUCACCUCUGACCCGCUGGAUUUCCGCCUCAGCUGGCACCUGUGGGAGGUGCUGCGGGCCCUGAACUACUCCCACCUGUCCCAGCAGAGCUGGGGGGUGCUGAACACCAGUUAUGCUGCCCAGCUGGAGAGCGAGGGGCUGUGGGAAUGGGCCGUGUUCGUGAUGCUGCACGAGCCUGACACGCACGUGCGGGAGAAGGCCGUGCGGGAGCUGCUGAGCCGGCACUGCGCCCUCGCCGAGAGCGCCGAGUCCUGGGCCAAGGAGAGCUUCCUGACACAGCGCCUCUGCGUGCCCCCGCGCUGGAUUCACGAGGCCAAGGCCGUUCGGGCCAGGAUGGAGGGUGACAAGCACAAAGAGGCCCUUUUCCUCUUCAAGGCUGGGCACUGGAACCAGUGCCACAAGCUGGUUGUCAGGCACUUGGCCUCAGAUGCAAUUAUCAACGAGAACUACAAGUACCUGAAAGGGUUCCUGGAGGACCUGGCACCCCCGGAGCGCAGCGCGCUCAUCCAGGACUGGGAGCUGGCAGGGCUGGUCUACCUCGACUACAUCCGUGUCAACGAGAUGCUGGACAGGAUUCAGCAGCUGGAUGUUUCCACCUACGAGCUGGAGCGGUUACACACCAAAGUGACGUCCCUGUGCAACAGGAUAGAGCAGCUGCAGUGCCACACGGCCAAGGACCGCCUGGCUCAGUCAGACAUGGCGAAGCGCGUGGCCAACGUGCUGCGGGUGGUGCUGAGCCUGCAGCAGGGCCCCGAGCCGGGCCCCGAGCCCGCGGAGCCGCGCGUGCCCCUGCGGCUGCUGGCCCCGCACAUCGGCCGCCUGCCCAUGCCCGAGGACUACGCGCUGGAGGAGCUGCGCGGCCUCACCCAGGCCUACCUGCGCGAGCUGGCCCUGGCCGCGCACUGAGCGCCGCUCCGGCACGCCGGCANGGCUCCGGGAAGGGCGGCGGAGGCAGAGCUGCCCACGGGAAACGCUCCGAGCGCCGCGGGCACCGCGCCUGCGGGCACCGCCACGGAGGGGCUUCAUGCAUGAGGAGUAUCGAAAGGUUUUUAUCAGAAAAAUAUAAAUAAAUGCUCUAGAUUAUUUUCCUGUCUUUUUGAAAACCACAAAUAAAAUGUUUAUAGUA